CCUUGCGUUUAGCACCAAUCAGUUCCCUCGAGCCUCCCUCCCCGGUUCAAGGGUCGUCGUCCACGGCGCUGACUCGAACCGAUCCGGCUCCGGCCCGAUCGCGUCGCUUCUUCCUCUUUUAAACGCCCAUGCCCCUCUCCAACGGUCGUCUCAGCCUCCCCUUCCCUUCCUCCCCCGCAACAACACCCUAACCCUAGACCUCGUCCCUCACCCCGCCCAUGGCGUCGUGCCUCGUCCUCCUCGCUCUCUCCGUCCCGCCCGUUGGCCUCCUUCUCGCCCUCGCCGUCCUCGUCCGCCCCCGGCCCGUCCGGAUCCCCCUCAAGGGCCGCCACGUGCUCAUCACGGGCGGCUCCAGCGGCAUCGGCCUCGCCCUCGCCCGCUCCGCCGCCGCCGAGGGCGCCCGCGUCUCCAUCCUCGCCCGCAACGCCGCGCGCCUCGAGGAGGCCCGCGACGCGAUCCGCCGCGCCACGGGGUGCGACGUCUCGGCCUUCUCCGCCGACGUCCGGGACGCCGACGCCGUGGCCCGGGCCGUGGAGGCGGCGGGCACCGUCGACGUGCUGGUGUGCAACCACGGCGUGUUCGUGCCGCAGGAGCUGGAGAAGCAGGAGCUCGAGGAGGUGCGGUUCAUGGUGGACGUCAACCUCAUGGGCACCUUCAACCUCAUCAAGGCCGCGCUCCCCGCGAUGAAGCAGAGGGCGCGCGACACCGGCCUCCCCGCCUCCAUCGCCAUCAUGUCCUCCCAGGCCGGCCAGGUGGGAGUUUACGGUUACACGGCUUACUCAGCAAGCAAAUUCGCCCUUAGGGGCUUAGGGGAGGCAUUACAGCAUGAGGUCAUCGCGGAUAACAUUCAUGUGUCCCUGAUAUUUCCUCCAGAUACAGAGACCCCGGGCUUUGCUGAAGAGCAUAAGAGGAGGCCAGAGCUGACGAAUAUGAUAGCGGGAUCAUCAGGCGAAAUGAAGGCUGAUGAUGUCGCCAGAAAAGCACUAGAUGGCAUUAAAGUUGGCAAAUUCAUUGUCCCCUGCAACUUCGAAGGUACCAUGCUCUCCAUAGCAACUGCUGGCUUGUCUCCGCAAAGAUCAUUCUUGGGGGCACUUUUCGAGGUGCUCGGUGCCAGUUUCAUGCGCUUUUUGGGUCUAUGUUUCCAAUGGAAUUGGUUUACUACUAUAGAGAAGUGGCACGCCAAGAAGAAGAGGGCAUGAAUAGCCAAUAAUAGUUUCGGUGAUGUUAAAUCCUCCUUGUCUUAAUGAAAAGCGUCAGUAGAAAUUUUCCUGCUAUAGUAACAUCCUCUAGGUUGGGUUGGUUUAUGUAUCGUUCAAAGAUUUAUGUUGUUCAACUUUUCUUAAACCUGCUAUUAUACUUUUUUUGAGUUACUGAUGCGGUGGCCGUGACCACUCUCUUAGAUCAACUGGAGGAAAUUAUGUUAUAUUGUUGU
Molecule: messenger RNA, 1432 nt
Organism: Ananas comosus (pineapple)
Lineage: Eukaryota; Viridiplantae; Streptophyta; Magnoliopsida; Poales; Bromeliaceae
Product: 3-dehydrosphinganine reductase TSC10A
Exons: 3
Coding region: 219-1199 (326 amino acids)
Biological process (GO): sphingolipid biosynthetic process
Cellular component (GO): endoplasmic reticulum membrane
Molecular function (GO): 3-dehydrosphinganine reductase activity
Source: RefSeq, a predicted model, not a curated record